Medioppia subpectinata is the source of this 333-nucleotide messenger RNA. Lineage: Eukaryota; Metazoa; Arthropoda; Arachnida; Sarcoptiformes; Oppiidae. The record is from the annotation of a GenBank genome assembly.
AUGGCGAAACACCAUCCGGAUCUGAUCUUCUGCCGGAAGCAGUCGGGAGUGGCGAUCGGCCGCCUCUGCGAGAAGUGUGACGGAAAGUGUGUGAUCUGUGACUCCUAUGUCCGGCCGUCAACUCUGGUCCGGAUCUGCGAUGAAUGCAAUUACGGCUCAUAUCAGGGCCGGUGUGUCAUCUGCGGCGGUCCCGGAGUGUCGGACGCCUACUAUUGCAAAGAGUGCACCAUUCAGGAGAAGGACAGGGAUGGCUGUCCCAAGAUUGUCAAUCUGGGCUCAUCCAAGACCGACCUCUUCUACGAGCGCAAGAAGUAUGGCUUCAAAAAGCGGUGA